This is a messenger RNA of Lingula anatina, 3859 nucleotides long. RefSeq lists its product as uncharacterized. The record is from RefSeq and is a predicted model, not a curated record. Gene Ontology annotation, cellular component: cell periphery; cell septum. Lineage: Eukaryota; Metazoa; Brachiopoda; Lingulata; Lingulida; Lingulidae. Gene Ontology annotation, biological process: chitin biosynthetic process. Gene Ontology annotation, molecular function: chitin synthase activity; protein binding.
AUCGAUAACAGGAGUCCUAGAGUAAAAGCCUUGUGCUGGAAAUAUGAAUGAGGCGGGGGGUAGUCAGACAGUCAGGUGGACAGCAUCAGAUAGAGAGAGCGUAAGAAAGACUGACGGACAGUCGGAGAGAGAGAGAGAGAGAAGAAGAAGAAGAAGAGAAAAAGAGAGGUCAUAAGAGAGACUGACGGACAGCCAGAGAGAGAGAGAGAAGGAAGAGAGAAAGUGGAUAAAAAAGACAGGCGGACAGACAGACAAAUAGCGAACUAGCAACGGUAAUCAUUUAGUCGGAAAAAGAACCUUUGGGAUUUUCCAAAUCAAUUAGGUGUGGCAAAUAAAAGUGAAGAAGCGUCAACUGUACAAGCAGACUCUUACUUCGACCAUGGCAACAAAUGAUGUCGAUCCUGGUGGUCCUGGGGCUGGGCAUGACCAGCCGGACAUCGGCUAUCGGCAGCGAGGUUUUGAUGAUUCGAUGGACGAUUUAUAUGGCACCUCACUCACUGUGGCAAAAGAGUGGAAAGUAGGAGCCGAAAUAAAUGAGCAGAAAAAAUCAACUAAAAAACCAUCAAAAGGUGUAACAGUUUUCAAAUGGCUGGCCACACUGCUGAUGUUCUGUUUACUCCUAGCGGCAUUAGUGGCUAGUAAAUUGUCUGCGCUUUACAUAGCGCAAGGACUAAAUAAAACCGAACCCCAAAAUGACGUUGAAAAGAACUCUGCUGCAUUUGAGAUGGUAAUUAUAACAACUAUGUGCCCAUAUCUGGUCACUUUGAUUGUUUCCUUGUGGGUCGGCUCAUUCCGGAGUGAUAUGCCAUGGCCGUCCCGGACAGCCCUAUUCUUGGGAUUAUUGGCAAGCAGUUUCGAAGUUUGUGGCAUCCUGAUACUUACACUGGCUGUCCUACGACAAGUCAAUCCAGUAGUGGCAAUAUUACUGUUGAACAGCGUAUACCUGGCGCCCAGCGUGGUUGGCUUUUUCAGCAGCUGCCGGCAACAACAAGGGAGGGUCUCACACAGAGUGGCUUUUGCACUGGGCAUGUUGUGUACGGUGGCAGGUCUUGUGAUGUCUGUAUAUUGUGCUGUGACGGAACGAGGUACGAAUAUGACUUGGGAGAUUCUCUUGCCAGUAUUUUUGUUAUCUGUCGCAUGGUCUCCAGCUAUGCAGAAAAUUCAACUUUACAACAAAGGAGGCGCAGAGAGCUUCAGGAAGGCUCUUGGAAACACGUACAGCGCCACUCACACAAGAGUAGGGGUUAACGGAACGAUGAGCGGUGCGACAGACCAGCAAACAGACACUAGCGGGUAUUCAUCGUCUCGAAAUGGAGGGCCCAAUAGCAGUAGUAAUAAUAUGCAUAACGCAGGGGCUGCCAGUCAAAGGGCAGACGACAGUUCGUAUAUUAGUUGGCUACGCACGUUGCCGUUAGAUGAUCUAAUUGAUCUUGACCCUUACAAAAGUGCCAGGUGGAAGAAUAAUAUAUUGACUAGUCUAUGGAAGCUUGUUUUAACUCCAUUUGCGGCAAUCGCCUUUGCUAAAGCGUUUGACAUUGGCUAUGAUUUCGAGAAUUUCGAGUCAUUUUUUGAGUAUUGGUCGGAUGGACUUCUCUAUGCUUUUAUCAUCAACGUAUGUACGAGCUUAGCAGGCUAUUUGUUUUCUCUGUUUACUUGUAUGAUGUGUAUGCAGAUUGUUUUCGUUUUACCAUUAAUAUUAAGCACACCUGCCGCCGUCGGGACUUUAUUUUUGCCAUUUAUUGAUGGUCUUUUUCAUCCAGAAAAGACCAUAGAAUACCCUCCAAUUCUUUUAAUAAUUGCUGGUGUAGCUUUCUUUUUUGGACAGUUCUUCACAGUAGGCGUCUUCCUCUUCAAAAAACAGACAGUUGUUAUGGAGAAAGAGUCAUUUUUAUUCUGGCAACCCGGCUAUAAUGGUUAUCUUUUGGACCAAUGGCUGUCACUGUCUCGUAAGACUAAGCAAAUCAUGCAUCGGUUUGAGGAGCCAAUAGAAAGAGGGAAGAGAACCAGGGUGUAUAUUUGCACUACCAUGUAUAGAGAGAGUGCCACUGAGAUGCAGCAGCUUCUGCAGUCUCUGGGAGGCAUCAACAGAGCCCAGGCCGGUCUAGAUAAACACUUUUCAGCACAUAUUUUCUUUGAUGGCGCUGUUCGUGACAAGAAAGCAUCAGACUUUCUACUCAUAUUGGUGUCUUUAGUGGAAGAAACGCUCAAUGUGAAGACUAUUGACGCCACCCGUGUUUCUACGCCUUAUGGAAUGAGUUUGUCUUGGCAGCUACCAGCGCCACCUGGAUUGCGUGGAAUGACCCUCACUAUCCAUUUGAAGGAUAAUUUCAAGGUUAAGAAUAAGAAACGCUGGAGUCAAGUGAUGUACAUGUCCUAUGUGUUGGAUUUCCUAAUGAAAGCUCAUUCAGAUGCCACUGACCAAGACACGUUCAUUCUUACCACCGAUGCUGAUGUUAAGUUUUCUCCGGAGUCUGUGGAAUCCCUUAUGGACAAUAUGAUACGCGACAACACAGUGGGUGCUGUGUGCGCGCGCACUCACCCCAUGGGCUCUGGACCCGUUGUAUGGUACCAAAUAUUUGACUACGCCAUAGGGCACUGGUUUCAGAAAGCCGCCAAUGACGUCCUUGGGUCAGUGCUGUGCUGCCCAGGCUGCUUCAGUGUAUACAGGGUGGCUGCACUGCGAGACGUCUUACCUCUCUACGCCUCUAAAGUGACCAAGGCCGAAGAGUUCUUGACCAAGGACAUGGGAGAAGACAGGUGGUUGUGUACUCUCAUGGUGCAAGCUGGCUGGCGUCUAGAAUACUCUGCCGCUGCUCACGAUGAAACCUUCUGUCCUGAAGAGUUUGACGAGUUUUUCAAGCAGAGAAGACGCUGGAUUCCCUCAACUCUGGCCAAUCAGUUCCUCAUUAUGAAGGAGUGGGUUUAUAUCAGCAAGUUCAACAAUCACAUCCGCAUGUUCUUUGCUCUCUACCAGGCUUUUCUGAUCGUUUCAACUCUGCUAGGACCAGGGACAGUUAUAAUGAUCAUAGCAGGCGGGCUGAACUACUCUUUAUGUGUCUCAACAACUGCAAUGACAAUCCUACUGUUGAUUAUCACUAUGGGUUACGCCGCAAUCUGCCUUACCACUUCACAAGAUACACAACUAAUGGUUGCCAAAGUGAUGACAUUUGUGUUUGCACUGGUAAUGGCCGCAGUCACCGUGGGGACAGCAGUGCAGAUAGGAGAGGACAUUGGACGCUCUUUCAACUUGACUGGCAAUACCUCUGACUACAAACAUUGUGAUGAACCCUUACCAGAACUGGAGCAUGGUGGGUUGCCUUUGUCUACAACAUCAUUGUACUUCAUGGGUAUAGUCGGGAUCUUCCUAGUGGCAGGAUUAAUGCACCUCACCGAGUCCUAUGCUCUGCUGCAUGGCGUAUGGUAUCUUCUGUGUCUACCAUCCGGGUAUCUCCUUCUGAUGAUCUACAGUAUUUGUAAUAUUACAGACAGGUCAUGGGGUACUCGAGAGGAAAAAAAGGAGAGCACCAAGGUUAUAAAGAGCCACAAGACGUGGAAGGACAGGGCAAUACAAAUCUAUAAGGGUUUCCUAUGUUGUUGCUUCUAUCCACAACGGGACAGUGUUACAAGAAAAGAGAUGGUGGACGCGGAAGUUCAGACGACGACUUACUUGCAGCAGCAAAUGUCACAAGAAGCGUUUUCUAGUUUGGCAUCCAUUGACGAAACGAGGUCAUCCACAUAUAUGUAUACGUCGUAUACGGAGCAGGGAAGUGGAGGGCAAGGAAGAACGGAGGAAGAGGAGUUAUACAGACAGAGUCUUAGAAGUAAAGCAAUAUCACACGAUAUAAGAAUUGAUCCGUGA